Molecule: messenger RNA, 1551 nt
Organism: Lingula anatina
Lineage: Eukaryota; Metazoa; Brachiopoda; Lingulata; Lingulida; Lingulidae
Source: RefSeq, a predicted model, not a curated record
AACAAACAGACAGACAGACAAUCAGAAACAAUGCCACCUAGUUCUGAAUUCGUCGUCCGUUCAUGGAGCCUUCGUACCUAGGCUCUAGGAAGCAGUUUUACGAGCACUACCGCUAGAAGGACGGAAAAAGGAGGCGCAAACGGUGACAGCUUUUGGAGAUUGCCGGAUUUACUGAUGCUCAACUACCGAAGGUUAUGAUGACAACCAAGAGGUUUAUACACGUUUGUCUGUCAACAAUAGUCACUAUUUCUGUGUUGUGGUUUCUAUGGAUAGAUAAAAUCACUUUAGUGAACAACAACAGAAAGGACAUUGGCGUCAAGGCAGACCCUCCAACUACAACAAGUAGGGUCGGCAUCGGGCACGAUGACUUGCCGGAGUCCAUAAAUUUAUUGUUGGAGCUAAGGUAUGCAGUUGUGCGACAGAGAAAUUACAGUCUGACAACUGGGAAGCGAUUUGUGUAUCUCAUUAUGGGCCCAACUAAGCGGGUCAUCAAAGGAUUAGAAGAAACCAAGAAACGGGACGUCAUUUGGAUGACGUUUGAAGAUAAGACAGGUGACAUUUACGCCCCGGGCACAUCCCACAAUUCUGGGAGAAAUGUACUUCUUAAUCACGCGGUUAACUUAGCGGCCCAAAUGAAAGACGGCGGUUAUCUCUAUUAUAUAUUUAUGGACGAUGACUUGGAGCUUUCGGUUAGGUCGGAUGGGUGGGUCAAUUGGAAAGUUUGGUCCAAGAUGGCAUCGGACCCUUAUCAGAGGUUUGAGGAGUUUCUUAUGUAUUAUCAACCUGCUGUAGGUUACGUACGUUACCGAGAUAUGGGUAGACAGUUUGUCAAUAAAAAACUGCCCGUAAACUUAAACUGGGAUUUCGACGAGUGUUUUAGUGCUUUUCACAAGGAUACACUAUCAUUUUUGUUACCGUAUGACUUGCACCUAGACUAUGAAUCUUGGUGGUAUGGAGGCUGGAUAAUCCGUCAGUUGAUCUCUAUGCUGUAUCACAGCUAUCGCAUGCAGUGCAACUCGCUGCAUGUUACGAAUCGCAUAUCAAAUAGACCUGUUUCACAGGACAGAUACAAGAAAUGUUUGGAUUAUGAAAAAACGCGGGACUACAUCUCAUCUGCUUUACUGACGCAAACCAAGACUAGUCCACCCAAGCCCAACUCAUUAAUUGGCGCACUCCUAAAAGGAACAUCUUCUCUCGGAAAUGGAGGUACCUUACAGCCGGGCUAUAACAUCAAAAUUCCCGGCCGACCGAAACGAAAGGGCCACCAUUCGUAUCUCGUAACGCAGAAUUUUAUUGCUCAGCACUUUGACCCUACCCAUCCAAUGAUAAGAAGGAAAUUAAAUUGGUUGCAAAAACCAGAAAUACAGAAAAUUCUCAAACUAGGUAACCGCCGUCUGCAGCCUUUUACACCUGACUCUUUGUACUGCUCCGCACCGCAUAAUUUUUCACUGACUAUUGGACAGUGACAUCAAAUGAUUAAAAAAACGUACGCAUCAAUGGACUUUCAAAUGACUUCUGCUUCAAAGUUAAUUCUUUUAAUAAAUGUCUUUC